GAUGAUGCAAACUAUGAUGAUAUGGUUGAAGAGUCUUUAUUAAAUAGUUCAUCAAUACCCGGUAUUACCAAUCACAUAAAAGAUCGUAAAAUGAUUAUAUUUCUUAUUGAGGCCUUUAAACGCAACUCAUUCCUCUGGGAUCCAGAUCAUCCACAAUUUCGUGAUCGCAUUAAACGCAAUCAAUUUGUCAAAUGGAUGAACGAUGAAUUUAAGAGACGUUUUAAUUUAACACUGGCCCGUGAUGCGGUAACACGUAAAUGGGAAAAUUUACGUACGGUCUACAAACGUGAAUGCAUUCGCAUGGCUAUGGAGAAUACGAACAUCAGUACAUUGUGGUAUUUCAAAGAAUUGUAUUUUCUAAAUCAUCUGUACGGGGGCAAACAAGAAAAUAUGGAAACGGUUUAUCAGGGAGCAGCUCAACGAAAACGUUUGUUUGCCAUAUGGAACGAUGUAUCCACAAAUAAAAUGAUUGAACUUAUUAAAAAGUAUCCUUGUAUGUAUGAUCGCAACAGUCCCGAUUAUGGUCAUAAAGAGAAGAAAGCUGAGGCAUUACAGCAAAUGACUGCAGAACUUGGACCAAAUGUUGAAGUCUCCCCAUUACAGAUAUCAAAACGUAUUGCACAGUUGAGAUAUGAUUAUGGAAAACAAAAACAGGAGAGAAUUAGAUGUGAAAUUACCGGAAAUAUGUUUACACCCAGCUAUAGCUAUUACGAUCAAAUGCUAUUUAUGGAUGAUGACAUUGCACCGUUUAAGUGUGAUCAAUGUAUUAUGGUUUUGAAAUCAAUACCAGAACUGGAAGUUCAUCAACUAUCUCAUAAGCAACAGUCGAAUUAUAAUUGUCCCGUUUGCCAGUUGUCUUUCCCGGAUGUGGAACAAUUAAAUCGUCACAAACAAAUCCAUCCACAAUUCAGAGAUGUCGUGUAUCAAUGCGACCUGUGCACAGCUAGUUUUCGUGACAAAAAUAACUACGAGGAACACACACGAAGACAUAAUGAUGAACUAUUGUUACCUGAUUUAAAUCUGAUUACCCCAGGCGACAGCAAUGACGAAGUUAUAACCGGUGAUAACACAUCGUAUUUUUCUUCGUCGGCAGAUGACUCUUCUAAUUCGUCGGCGAAACACAGAUGUUAUUAUCCUGGUUGCAAUCGAGAGUUUACAUCACGUUCCAAUGUUAUGGUACACACAAAAACUCACUACAAGGAAAGUGAAUACAUUUGCGACAUAUGCGGCAAAGUAUUUCGUACUUCGAAAAAUCUACAAAAUCACAAACAAAUACAUAGUGCGGUUAAGAAAUAUGUAUGCAAAGUAUGUGGAUCAGCAUUCGCUCAAGCUGCAGGACUAUAUCUACACAAAAGACGACAUAAUCGCCAAGUGUAA
Molecule: messenger RNA, 1377 nt
Organism: Musca vetustissima
Lineage: Eukaryota; Metazoa; Arthropoda; Insecta; Diptera; Muscidae
Product: zinc finger protein 62 homolog
Exons: 3
Coding region: 22-1377 (451 amino acids)
Biological process (GO): regulation of transcription by RNA polymerase II
Cellular component (GO): nucleus
Molecular function (GO): RNA polymerase II transcription regulatory region sequence-specific DNA binding; DNA-binding transcription factor activity, RNA polymerase II-specific
Source: RefSeq, a predicted model, not a curated record